ACCACCCCUCACCCAAACACUCUGCAUAAAAAUGCCAAACCUAACCGCACCCAAAACCUCCCUGUGCGGUGAUGAUCAUGACCAUCAUAAUUAUGAUCACGGAUGGUGGACGGUGGUGAUGGUAAGAGUGGUCUUUCAUGUGCACCAGAUCAAUGUAUCAUAACUCAAGGUGCAUGUUAGCCUUGUCCCUUGCACCACCCCCACACCCACCUAACUGGUGGUGGCCUCAUCCAUCCAUCCUUUUGUAGAUCUCAAAAUCAGCCGCACACCCGCUUUAACCCCACCCAACUCUAGCAAUCAAUCAAUGAUGUCACCAAACAUCAACAACAACCCCACCACCUUCUCCUCCUCCUCCUCCGCCACUCCCUCUUCCCCUCUUUUUUCUCCUUUGCUAUCGUGCGCCGCCUACCUUAUAUUCCAACCCGGACCAAUUCUACCUCCACCGCAAUCAUCUAGUUCUUUCCUUAUCUUUGUCAAGCAGCUCCGUCAUCCUCCACCUCUCCUUAUCCAACCCAGUUAACGUGCGCUGAUUCCCUUAUCCUCCGCCGACCACAACCGAGUUAUUCCUUUUGUUUAUCAAAAAACCUCCUCCGCCGUCCUUAUCCUGCACCCGCGGCCGGCAUCUACAUCGCAAGAUUCUUCCUUUUGUCUCUCCAACAAUUCCUCCCUGAUCCCCCGUUUUACCCUUUUGGGCUUUUUUUUGGUUCUCUUGGAAUUAGGCCAUGGCUACGACUCCGACGUCAUCCUCUCCGCAAGAGACGUCCCCUCUUCCGGUCAACGCUCAACUGCUUCCGGUUCUUCCAGCUCCGCCGCAGCCGUCGUCGGCGACUCCGUCAACGAACCCACGGCGCCUUCCACCGCCUUGCUGGUCCCACGAUGAGACCGUGGCACUGAUUGAUGCCUAUCGUGACAAGUGGUACACCCUGCGGCGUGGAAAUCUGAAGGCUAACCACUGGCAGGAGGUCGCCGAAGCUGUGGCUCGACGCUGCCCUAUUCCUUCGCCUCCCAAGACUGCCGUUCAGUGCCGGCACAAGAUGGAGAAGCUGCGUAAGCGGUACCGCACAGAGAUCCAGCGUGCGAGAUCUAUGCCUGUCUCUAGGUUUUCGUCGUCCUGGGUCCACUUCAAGCGUAUGGACGCUAUGGAGAAGGGUCCAUCGGCGAAACCCACUUACAAUUCCGGUAGUGAUAACGAGAAUGAAGACGAUGAUAGCGAUCAUGAAGAUAAUGGCAAUCAAGAUUACUAUGAAGACGGGUUGUUCAAUAACAGUGCGAACAGAGUUUCUGAUAAUAUGAGGAGCGUGAACAAGAUGUACCGGAAUGGUGCUGUCGCCGGCUCUAGCAGUGGAGCUGCUGGAGGUGGGUUUAGGCUCCGAAUACCCACUGGUGUGAGUAUAGCCCAGCCGGCUCCGUCUAAAUUUUAUGCAAAAAUUGAUAACAGCUAUAGUUCAAUCCCGAACCCUAAUUUUAAUAGCAACAACAACCCUAAUGCUAUAUCCGGGUUUGGGGCUAGGGUUUUCAGGGAGUUUGAUGAUAAGGCAAGGAAUAGGGAGAGGGAGAGGGAGAGGGAGAGGGGAAAGGAGAAGGAGGAGAAGGAUCCAAUUGCUGAUAUGGUGGCAGCCGUAAAAGUGUUGGGGGAUGGGUUUGUGAGGAUGGAGCAGAUGAAGAUGGAGAUGGCAAGGGAGAUUGAGACUAUGCGGAUGGAGAUGGAGAUGAAGCGAACAGAGAUGAUUCUCGAAUCCCAGCAACGGCUUGUGGAGGCCUUUGCAAAGGCCAUGUCUGAUAAUAAGAAGAAAAGUAAGAGAAUGCCUUUGCCGGAGUCUUAAGGACAUAAAUGUGCUGGCUUUAGCACUCUCUGGCUUGGUUUUUAUCAAGAUGGAGUCAUGUAAGCUCAAGAGUUUUAAUGUUCAGUUCAAUUUCAUGCGGCAUUUCUAUUAUAUCUUGAGCUAAUAUAGAAUGAUUUAGAGCUUAGAAAGGUUUAGACUGCUGUUUAGAUUCAUAGCUCAAGAGUUUUAAUGUUAUCUUUGUAAUUUGAUUCAAUGUGGAGGAACCAAGUUGUUUCAUAUUCAGUGAUAUUUUGCUUAUGCAUCAUGGUAAAGUUGUUUCAUAAA
Messenger RNA from Tripterygium wilfordii, 2108 nucleotides. Its product is annotated as trihelix transcription factor ASIL2-like. Lineage: Eukaryota; Viridiplantae; Streptophyta; Magnoliopsida; Celastrales; Celastraceae. Bases 723 to 1823 code for a protein of 366 amino acids. The transcript has a single exon. The record is from RefSeq and is a predicted model, not a curated record. Gene Ontology annotation, cellular component: nucleus. Gene Ontology annotation, molecular function: transcription cis-regulatory region binding.